CUUCCCUGUUCCUCGACUACUUUUCCUUCGUACGUUUCUGAGUCGCUGUGCCCAAUCUCCCCAUUUCCCUCGAAUCCAAUUACCUUGCCCCAUCACUCCACAGGGUCGACAUCCUGAGGCAAGGCCGAAACACCCCCGAACCGUUUAAUUCGUGGCUUGGUCAGGGUCGGCGUCGAGAGAGAGAGACAGAGAGGGAGAGAGAGUCCAGUAACCCAGAUAACAAGUCGACUUUGACUGUUCACCGUGUCUUCGCCCCCCACGGAGCACAAGAGAGACGUUGAAGAUUCCGUGCGUUGCGUGCGCGCCACCAUUCACCCCUUUCACUCGCCGUAUCCACCCCGUUGUCUCUCCUUCUCGCGCGACCACCCCUCGAAAGCCAUCCACCACCUCCUCCUCGGUCCGCGCACUCGUCCGGGGGUGGCGGAUCGUCCUGGCGCAGCCAGUGCCCGCGCGUCUUUCGCGAUCGUCGGACCGCGCGUACCGAAAACGGGAACGUGUUCUCGCGUGUCCUCAACCCUCGGGGGUGCACCGAGGGUGCGCGUGACUCGGUUCGAAUAAUUCGUAGAAAUUGAACGAAAAUCACUUGUGUUUGUUUUUAAAAGGUUGUUGUUGUGUUGAUCGUUUCGUGGUGAUCGGGCAAAAUCGAGCGGGUUGAAGAGGAUAUCGUAUGAUAAUGAGAUAAGAGAUAGCUGGUAUCCCGUGUAUUAUUGGAAUAACUCGCGAUAAAAACAAUCCUUCGUUCUUCUGUUUAAUUUGGAUGGGGUUAAUCAUGAGGGUGUGAUCAUGGUGUGAUCAUGAGAGUACGAAGAAGAGAGAGUGGCACACUCGAGAUGUUGAGUAAAGUGUUUGAAUAAGAAUAAAGGAAUAAAGAAUUGUUUAACGAUGCGUGUCGGAAAUUUCGUAUCCCAGGUGUGUUGAUUUUUCUUUUCUUUUCUUUUUUUUUCUGGUCCGGUGAAAAUUGCUGUAACGUAAGAAUAUAUCCGUCCCUUCUCCCUCAUCUCAACUAUGACGACCCGCAGGAUAACGAGAACUCGGCCGGGAUAAUGCGCCGCUAUGGUUAUCAGGAUGGAUAUUUCCUGUGAUCACGCUCGACGAGAGCAAUAACGAUCGGUUGUAAUUGGCCUCGUCAUAUCGGAUUGAAUCGGAUUCGAUGGGAUCAUCGUCGUGUCCGCCAAAAGGGACUGGUUAGAAUACCCUGAUAAAAAUCUCGUCUCUCUCUCUCUCUCUCUCUUCCUCGCUUCCCGUUGUUUUCGAUUUGUUCGUCCUGUGCUUCUUGUGCUCCGCUCUACAUCUCGAGGAUUUAGUUUCGAGUGAGAAAAAAAAUAUGCUACGAAGGACAAGUCUCGUGCUGUGAACGUCGCAAGUGUCCGGUGAUUCGAGCUAGAAGAUAGACGAGUGAGGUGGUGACUUUCGUUCCAGAUGAAUGUUUAACUUGGUGGAAAUGUGCGGACAAUGAAGGCUCUCCGAGGAUUUGCAUUGACGUGCAAGUGAAAACUCCGACAAUGUGCAAUUCCGUGUUAAAGUGUUCGUGAACGGGUUCCUCGUUAUUCGUACGAUCCUCUCGGCUACCUGUGUCGCAUUCUGCCCAGCAAAGGAAUACGCAAGAACGAUGUCAUAGUCAGGUGCGAGUCGAGUUCACUUCGGGCACAAUGGCACUGUUGUUCGCCAUUAUUGUCAUCCUGGUCACCACUGCCAUGUCGCUGCCGCCGGUCAUCAGAAUCGGUGCAAUCUUCACGGAGGAUCAAAAAGACAGUCCUUCGGAAUUGGCAUUCAAGUAUGCCAUCUAUAAGAUCAACAAGGAUAAAACUCUGUUGGCGAACACCACGCUGGUUUACGAUAUUCAAUACGUCCCUAAGGACGAUUCUUUCCGAACGUCGAAAAAAGCGUGCAAGCAGCUGUCGAGAUCGGUACAAGGGAUCUUCGGCCCAUCCGACCCUCUUCUAGGCGCCCAUAUCCAGAGCAUUUGUGAAGCUCUGGACGUCCCGCAUCUCGAGGCCAGAGUCGACUUCGAGCCAACGUUCAAAGAGUUCAGUAUAAAUCUCUAUCCAUCUCAGGACCAUCUGAACAAAGCCUUCAAAGAUCUCAUGUCAUUUUUAAACUGGACCAGAGUGGCCAUAAUCUACGAGGAGGAUUACGGUUUAUUCAAACUGCAAGAUCUCGUGAAAUCACCGCCUUCGGCGAGAACCGAGAUGUAUAUUCGCCAGGCAGGACCUGGUUCUUACAGGCAAGUUCUUCGAGAAGUGAGACACAAGGAGAUCUACAAGUUGAUCGUCGACACCGAUCCUGCGCACAUGCAACAAUUUUUUCGUGCGAUCCUCCAGCUGCAAAUGAACGAUUACAGAUACCACUACAUGUUCACGACGUUCGACAUAGAGACAUUCGACCUGGAGGAUUUCAAGUACAACAGUGUGAACAUGACUGCGUUCCGUCUUGUGGACCUCGAGGAACCAAAGGUGGCCGAAGUUCUGAGACAGAUGGAACGUUUCCAGCCGAUUGGCCACGCUAUCCUCAACAAAACCGGAGUUAUCCAGGCAGAACCAGCUUUGGUGUACGACAGUGUGCAGGUUUUCGCACACGGUUUGGCGGCAUUGGAUCGAAGCCACGACCUGAGGCCCGCCAAUUUAUCAUGUGAAAAAGAGGAGCCUUGGGACGAUGGUUUGUCCCUUUACAACUACAUUAACGCCGCAGGUUUACACGGCCUAACCGGACAUAUCGAGUUCAACGAAGGGAAGCGUAAUAACUUCAAGCUCGACCUGCUCAAAUUAAAGAAGGAGGAGUUGGUGAAGGUUGGCGAAUGGAAGCCCGGAUCAGGCGUUAACGUGACCGACGUCAGUGCUUUUUAUGAGACCAGCGCCACUAAUAUCACCCUGGUCGUUAUGACCAGAGAGGAAAAACCAUACGUGAUGGUAAAGGAGGACAAGAAUCUGACGGGGAACGCGAGGUUCGAAGGAUUCUGCAUCGAUUUGCUCAAGUGGAUCGCUAGUCAAGUCGGGUUCCAGUACGCCAUAAGACUGGUGCCUGAUCACAUGUAUGGCGUUUACGAUCCAAAGACCAAGGAGUGGAAUGGAAUCGUUAGAGAGUUGAUGGAAAAGAGAGCGGACCUGGCCGUCGCAUCCAUGACGAUCAAUUACGCUCGGGAGAGCGUGAUAGAUUUCACCAAGCCAUUCAUGAAUCUCGGUAUCGGAAUUCUGUUUAAGGUUUCCGCUCGAACGCCGUCGAGGCUAUUCUCGUUCAUGAAUCCCCUCGCCGUGGAGAUUUGGUUAUCCAUGCUGGCCGCUUACGUGAUGGUCUCCCUAACGAUUUGGAUAGUGGCGAGAUUCUCGCCUUACGAGUGGGUGGAACCUACACCCUGCCCCAGCUGCAAAUGUCCGCUACAGGGUGGUCACGUGAGCGCGUUGGAUCCUGACAGCGACGACAUUCCUCUGCUGAGGACGGUCAACGAGUUCACCCUGGCCAACAGCUUCUGGUUUACGGUCGGCACGCUUAUGCAACAGGGCAGCGACCUCAACCCCAAGGCAACAAGCACGAGAAUAGUUGGUGGAAUCUGGUGGUUCUUCACAUUGAUCAUCAUCUCAUCUUACACGGCAAAUCUGGCUGCGUUCCUCACCGUCGAGAGGAUGAUCACGCCGAUCGAGAACGCAGCUGAUCUCGCUGAACAAACGCAAAUCUCGUAUGGAACGUUGGAGGGUGGAAGUACAAUGACGUUUUUCAGGGACUCGAAGAUCGGUAUAUACAAGAAGAUGUGGGAGUUCAUGGAAUCGAAAUCGCCCUCGGUUUUCGUGAAAAGCUACGAAGAUGGGGUGAAGAGGGUGCUCGAGGGUGACUACGCUUUCCUGAUGGAGUCGACGAUGCUCGAUUAUGCUGUACAACGAGAUUGCAAUCUCACGCAAAUCGGGGGCCUGUUGGACAGCAAAGGCUAUGGAAUUGCCACUCCGAAAGGCUCGCCCUGGAGGGAUAAAAUAUCUCUGGCGAUUUUGGAGCUACAGGAGAAGGGUGUGAUACAGAUUCUGUACGAUAAGUGGUGGAAGAACACCGGGGACGUGUGCAACAGGGACGAGAAGAGCAAGGAGAGCAAGGCGAACGCGUUGGGAGUCGAAAAUAUCGGCGGUGUCUUUGUCGUGCUGGUUUGCGGCCUGGCUCUGGCCAUCCUCGUCGCAGUCCUCGAAUUCUGCUGGAACUCGAAGAAGAACGCCCAAUCGGACAGGUCCCUGUGCGCCGAGAUGGCCUCGGAAUUGCGGUUCGCCAUGCGGUGCGGCUCGCGGCAAAGACCAGCCGCGAAGGCGCGCAAUUCCGACGCCGCGGUGCCGUGCGACCGUUGCAGCCCGCGUGCCACGAGGAGGAGAACGCGAUAUUGUUCCACCGGCCACGAAGAGACCACCUACAUACCGAGCAUCGAGAUACCACGGUUAAAUGGAGGGUGGAGCAUUGUCGAUGACGGAGAUGAAGAAAUCAUUGAGCUUCGAUCAAGUGGGAGCGGCCCGUGGCGGGAACACCUAGCACAGGCCUCAUCCUCAUCUUCAUCCUCAGCAGCAGCAACAGCAACAACAACAACAACCGCCACCGUGCAAAGCCACGCCCACGCACACACGUCACACACACUGCCACUCACAUUCACACAGCCACAGUCACAGCCAUACGCACAAACACCAACCACCCCCACCGAGGCAGAGACGGGGCUCUUCAAGCAUCGUCUUGGGUCAAGGAGGUGACCAUCCUGAGAGUAUUCUCUGGAGAUUCGACUGCGACCUGGCAGGUGAGCCAGACGUGGUGAUAUCGCCGCCGCCACCGCCACCCCCACCCUCGGCGGCCGUAUCGAGGACCACGACCCUUUGACCAAUACUCGAAGAGGUGCCGACAGGUGUGCCCGUCCAAAAGGAGCUGCCUAUCCAGACCUCGGCGGUGGUGAACGUAAUCGACCAGAAGGAGACCUGCUUAUAGCAUAUGUAGUCGCCGGGGCGGAUGAGUUGGCCGCGAACCGGCUUACCCACUGCCAUCGGCGACAUCGUGGUUGGAUCAUCGAUCGGUCGGCUGUCCACGUGACGACACACAAAAAUUUAGAAUUUCGUUUAGCAAAGAAGAAUUGGCGACACGUGCCAAAAAGAUAUAAAAUAAAAUAAAUAAAUAAAUAAAUAAAAUAAAAUAAAAUCAAUCCAAAUGGAUCGUGCAGAGAGGAUCGAGGACGAAUUCGUUGUCGAACGAGUAAAGACGUUGUAAAGAUCGAGAUGGAACGAGCAUCGAUUACUUUUCAACGAACUACAGGGAAACCAAUCAAGUUCAACACGAUGGAUAUCGUGAAGAACGGGGUGGUUUGUUACGAAUGGAGUAUUGUUCCAUUCCAUGGAUCCAAUGGAUGGAUGCUCGUCCUCCAAUAAAACGGGAUCGAUCCGAAAAGCGUCACCGUGCGAACGAACGCUUCGUCCAUCGUCCUGACGAAGUUGAAUAGCAAAUGAAACAUCGCGUGCAACGCCAAUCAAUUUGGGCCGAUCGUUCGCUCUUCGAGGCGAGGACUUUCAAGGCUGGCAAGUAUAUAUAUAUAUGUAUAUCGAAUAGGGUAGUUGAACGGCCGAUUCAAUUGUCCGGGCUGGUCGAAAGCGGCGAAUCCGAUUUUCAUGCUAAACAUAUCGAAAUGGAGGCAGAGACGAGGUCGAGAGCAUCGACGGGGAAAGAUUCUCGUUUGCCACGUUCGAAGAAGUAGAGAAGUAGUGGAGCGAGGAACAAUGUUACGUCGAUCAACGAUACGUGUGAUUAGACUCGGACCAAAACUCAUAGUGAUCACUGCCAACAGAUAGCCUAAUUUAGUCAAACGGUCUAGAUACAGAUGCAUGGACUAAAAAAAAAGAGAAAAAGCUUUAAUCCGUGCGCGUGGAUGGAUAAUUCACGGCCUAAAAAAAAAAAAAAUCUCGAUUCCGCUUAUGCUCGAUCCUUAGAGGAGCGGGUUGACCAACGAACAAGUUUCGAAAUUUCGAUCGAUACAAUGUUACCACGGAACAUGCACAAUGAAGCGCUUUUUAAUAAGAAUACGAAGAAUCGAUUGAAAGAUGAAUUAGGUCGCAAGGUUUAAAGAGAAAGAGAGAGAAAAAAGAAGAAUUUAGAAUAGUCGAAGUGAUAUAAAUACCUAGAACGGAUGGUACUGUCGUCAAAUCUGUUCGACCAACACGAAACAUCGGAACGAGGAUAUCUAGAAAAUAGUCGAAGAUCAGUCGUCGUAUUCAAAAAUUUAUCGUCUGAUAUAUGUACAAUUUAAAAAGAAAAAAAAAAAAAAAGAAAAAGAGAAAAGAAAAAAAAAGAAACAUCUAGAGCAAACCUCGAAGAAGUCUCUUCUUAGAAGAGGCGGAACGGAUCACAGGAGUGUAUGUAGUACAAAGAUUUCGAAAAUUACGUUACCUGAUCGUUACGAUUUUGCACCCUGACCUUUGUUUCCGCGCCGUUCACCAGUCGCCAGAUGAUGGACAGUCUGACCGCGCAGCGGACCAGAAAUUUUUCACACAACGCGUUUUAUACAACAGAGGGUUGAGAGGACUAGAAGAAAAUUUCCACGAAUGAAUUUCUCGAUGUGCCUGCAGUCAGCCUCGAACGAUCGAAGCCGAUCCUAGCACGGUCGAUCGUGCGGGAAAUGUUAGAUUUAGGAAGAAUCCCGCGAACGCGCGUACGCUCGAGGAAUAAGUUCGUCGAUUAUGUAUGGCGUUCCGUGUCAUAAAUAGAUAAACGGUUGAUAAAAUGAUCGAUCGUGUUCGUUCAUCGAAUCGGUGAAUUCACUUCGGUGUAGAUUCACGAAUUGUAUAAAAAAAAAAAUAAGAUACACGCGCGUAUGGACGCGUACACGAAACACGUAGAAUCCGUACAGGUGUACGCGGGCAUACAAUCACCGUAUUGUUAGUUUAUAUAAUAUAAUUCCAUAAGGUAAGUGCGUAGCCGCGUAAGAGACUUUAGUCAUAUUUUGACACGAUCGACAGUUUAUUAAUAUAUCGAGGCGAUUAUGUACAGUUGGCCGAAAAUUUUUUCACCGAAAAUUCGAACAUCCGCCGCCUUCGUCGGGAAGCAAGUUUCUUGAGGGCGUUUUUAGUAUUGCGCACCGCGUCGUACACAUUACAUACACACAUUACAAACACAUACACAAGCAUACACAUACCGUGUACAUACAGGAAGAAAACAAUGUUCAUCGGGAGGAGAAGAGAGAUCGCGUUGCUCGACGGUUUUAUUAAUGCGUUAUUAACGAGGAGAAAGGAUGCGAUUGAUGGGUGUAUGAUCGACAGAGUGCGUGAUAAGAAAGAGGAGCGAAUCGUGCCACGAGAAAGGGAUUAUCUGCUGCUGUUGUAACGACGAGCUUUCCAAUCACGCGCGAUUUACAUACCUCCGUGUUAAUUGGACGAUGAUGGGGAUCAAGCGAUGAACACGAUGACAAAUAUCGCGACGAUUAUGUCGGAAAUAAAUGUCCUCGCUCGAGUGGAUGCUCGAUGAAACGUAAAUCGGAGAUUGCGCAAAUUAAUUCGUAACUUUCGUUGGCCGAAGAUUCAUCCACGAUGAAGAAUUCAUUUUCAGAAGAGACGGCAAGAAAUUUUCAAUGGUUGCUCGGAGAUAAUCGAGUUCCCGUAUAAUUGCAUCCAGAAGAAUCAGUUAAUUCCGAUUGAUAAAUGAAUUCUUCAUUCCGUAUCGAUUAAUUAAGAGUGCCGCUCUUCCACGAGACACGUCGGUUCGGCGAGAGAACCGACUCGUCCUCCUCGUUUUUCUUUCUCGAUCCCUCUAGAAUCUAUAUCCCUCUUUGCGAUAAAUCGCAAAAUCGGGCACGAUUCGCCCAAACGCAUGACGUCGUAAUUGCAUAUUUCGAUCGAACGAGGGGCGAGGAAAUAUUGUUGCGACGGAUGUUACGAUGGAAAACGUUACGAAAAAGAAAAUUGAUUCGAAGGAAGCGAGUUCAGUUUGAAUACUUGUCGCGUCAUCACUGGUGUGCCACUAUUCAAUAAAUAAAUUUUAUUUACUUAA
Messenger RNA from Apis mellifera (honey bee), 7980 nucleotides. RefSeq names its product glutamate receptor ionotropic, kainate 2. Lineage: Eukaryota; Metazoa; Arthropoda; Insecta; Hymenoptera; Apidae. Bases 1650 to 4709 code for a protein of 1019 amino acids. The record is from RefSeq and is a predicted model, not a curated record. Gene Ontology annotation, biological process: monoatomic ion transport. Gene Ontology annotation, molecular function: glutamate-gated receptor activity. The transcript has 20 exons. Gene Ontology annotation, cellular component: plasma membrane; postsynaptic membrane.